Triticum dicoccoides is the source of this 866-nucleotide messenger RNA. Its product is annotated as tyrosyl-DNA phosphodiesterase 2-like. The record is from RefSeq and is a predicted model, not a curated record. Gene Ontology annotation, cellular component: PML body; cytoplasm. Gene Ontology annotation, biological process: double-strand break repair. Gene Ontology annotation, molecular function: 5'-tyrosyl-DNA phosphodiesterase activity; single-stranded DNA binding. Bases 1 to 633 code for a protein of 210 amino acids. The transcript has a single exon. NCBI's taxonomy places the organism in Eukaryota, Viridiplantae, Streptophyta, Magnoliopsida, Poales, Poaceae.
AUGCAGAUGAGCAAGUUGGUUGUGGAUUCUUUCGACGGCGUUCCAUUUUCCCAUUCAGUAAUGGGAAGGGAGCUUUGCAUGGCAAAUAUCAACAUUGGUGGCGUGAGCUUGGUGUUGGGGACAAGCCACCUAGAGAGCCCGAGCCCGCCUCCUCGGUUGCGGAGCAACGAGCGAGUCGCUCAGGCAAAGGAGUCCCUCAUGUUGUUGGGAGGAAGAGGAUCCAGCAACAUGAUAUUCUGCGGGGACAUGAACUGGGACGAGAAGACAGACGGGCCCUUCCCUCUGCCGGACGGCUGGGUUGACGCCUGGGCUGAGCUGAAGCCGGGUGAAGAUGGCUGGACGUACGACACGUUGGCCAACGCCAUGCUGUCUAAAGGUUCCAAGAAACUACAGCUGAGGCUGGAUCGGUUCGUGUGCAAGCUGCCGGAUUUCGAGGUCCAAGGCAUCGAGAUGGUUGGGAAGGACCCUAUACCCGGCGUCUCGUACGUGAAGGUGGAUGUAGCCCGCUGGAAGAUUAAGGAGAAGGUCUACCGGCAGCGUCGCGAGCGGAUGCUGCCUGUGCUGCCCAGCGACCACUUUGGGCUCGUCUUGACGAUCACCCCUAGGGCUGGAAGCAGUGCUUCGUCAGAGUAAGUGUUGAUCGUGUGUGUAGCAGUUACAAUGUAUCGUGGGGCUGGACGUCGUAGCCUGCAGUGUCGCCCACUUUUGUCUAGUAGAAAUGUAGAACCGUAGCGUCUAUGGAUGGUCAGGUACUAUGAAUUAGGUGGAUGAGGAAUGGAUGCUCUGUGCUCCACCCCAUUGCCAUGGAUUGCUCCCAAUUUUCUGAAACUUUGAAAGAGGAGGCAUUGGGUGGCAAGAUAAAAGAU